AUGACGCCCCGGGCUGCUGUGUGCCGAGAGGGAGAGGUGAUGGAAGGCUCUGUCCCCUCGCCCUGCUGCCCACCACGGGGAACUGGGCUCCUGAGCUCCACGGUGGCUCGGUCCCUGCCUGCUGCUCGUGCCCCACCAUCCCUCAUCAUCAGCCACAGGGAUCUGCAGCGCAUUGAGGAAUCAGCUCGAGUCCUCUCCAAGGAGGAGCGUGAGGCCCAGCUGGCAGCCCUCAAAGCGCAGAGGGCAGCCGCACUCGAGGCCGUGAGAGAGCGCUCGAAGGUGGCCAGGCAAAAGGCCCUGGAGCAGCAGCAGAGGGAGAAGCCGAGCGAGCUGGAGGAGGAGGCGCGGGAGCGGGCGCAGGCCCUGCUGAAGCAGUCCGAGAGGAAGCGGUUGGAGCAGGAGGAGGAGAUUAAAGAGUUCAAAACGCUCCUCCUGGGCACCAAGUGCCACGUGAUCCGCGACGCCCAGAUCCUGGAGAAGCAGCUCAUCGCAAAAGAGCUGCAGGAAGAAGAGAAUCGCCUGGCCAGGAUGGUGGAGGCGGAGAGGAAAAAGGCUGAGGGGAAGCAGGAGGAGCUGGAGCGCAGGAGGAAGCAGGAGCUGAUCAGAGGGAGACAGGAGAUCGUCAGGCAGAUGGAGAAGAACGCGGAGGAGCGCGCUCUGAGAGCUGUGCAACAAGAGGAGGAGGCUCAGGAGCUGCGGCAGCAGAUGGAGCAGCUGAAGAUGGAGGAGCAGAAGGACUUGCAGCGCAGACGGGAGCAGCAGAAGAAAACCCAGGCGGAGAUCAAACGUGUCAAUGACGCGAAUCGGAAGCUCAAGGAGGAGCAGACCGAGCUGGAGAGGCUGGCAGACGAGCGGAUUCUGCAGUACCAGCGGCAGAAAAUGGAGCGGGAGGCCAAGCUGGAGGCCGAGCAGGCGCGACUCCGCCAGGAGAAAGAGAAGGAGAUUGCACGCUUCAGGGCCAUGCAGGAGAGGGCCCGGGACCAGAAGGCAGAGCAGGACGCGCUGAGGGCCAAGCGCAGCCAGGAGGCCGCCGAGCGCGAGUGGCGGCGCAAGGAGCUGGAGGCGGCGCGGAGAAAGGCCGCGCUGCAGCAGCAGCUGGAGCGGAGCCGCUGUGAGCAGAUGGCGCGGCGCGAGCACGAGGCGGCCAUCCAGGUACAACGGGACCGGCAAGACUUCGAGAGGAGCCUCAGGGCCCUGCGGGAGCAGCUGCAGAAGGAGAAGGCCGAGGCGGCGCGGAGGGCAGAGCAGCGGCUCGCGCACGCCAGCGCCGUCCGGCGCCAGAUGCAGGAGCGGCAGCAGCAGCUGACGCGGGAGCGGGUGGCCGAGUUCGAGGAGGCCCGGCGGCGGCAGGAGGAGGCCCAGCAGCGCAGCCUGCGCAUCGCCCGCCACAAGCAGCAGCUGCUGCAGGAGUUCAGGCCCUUGGGCAUCCCUGAGAAAUAUUGUGCCCAUCUGGAGCGGAAGGCCCAGAGCUGA
Molecule: messenger RNA, 1473 nt
Organism: Colius striatus (speckled mousebird)
Lineage: Eukaryota; Metazoa; Chordata; Aves; Coliiformes; Coliidae
Product: cilia- and flagella-associated protein 45-like
Exons: 11
Coding region: 1-1473 (490 amino acids)
Source: RefSeq, a predicted model, not a curated record